Messenger RNA from Salarias fasciatus (jewelled blenny), 2910 nucleotides. It is a transcript of the gene tab3, whose product is annotated as TGF-beta activated kinase 1 (MAP3K7) binding protein 3. Gene Ontology annotation, molecular function: ubiquitin binding. The transcript is spliced from 7 exons. The coding region runs from base 334 to 2190 and encodes 618 amino acids. The record is from RefSeq and is a predicted model, not a curated record. NCBI's taxonomy places the organism in Eukaryota, Metazoa, Chordata, Actinopteri, Blenniiformes, Blenniidae. Gene Ontology annotation, cellular component: extracellular exosome. Gene Ontology annotation, biological process: positive regulation of canonical NF-kappaB signal transduction.
AUGCGCAUGCGCAGUGACAGUGUGGUCCGGGCUUUGAGCUUCCUGCUCCGGCAGCCUGUGACAGUGCGGCCGCGGUACAGACUUAGCAGCUCUCAUGCAGCGCAGUGGCCUUACUCUGGAAUGCCAAUCGACACGUUUUUCUGAGUUUUAUUAAAAAAACAAAUAAAAGAGCAGAUAAACGUCCGUGCACCGUGUCAGACCCCUCGCAGCUCUCCUCGGGACGGCGCAGAGGUCCGAGAUAUGAAGAACAAUCUGAACAUACGGGUAUGAGAAGAUAUCGAUCAUUUUGGUAUUUAAAGCUUCGGGCUCAUUGAGUCUCCGUGUUGGCUCAGGAUGGCGCAGGGAGGCUCGCAGCUCGACUACCACAUCCUGCAGGACCUCAAGCAGCGUUUCCCAGAGAUCCCAGAAGGGGUAGUGUCACAGUGCCUUCUGAAGAACAACAAUAACCUGGAUCUGUGCUGCCACCUGCUGGCUCAGGAGAGUAAUCGAUACCUGUAUGGAGAGUUUCAUCACAGUCCAGAUGAGGGACGGCUGAAUCGGAACCACAUGCUCCAGAUUAGUCUGGGCUACCCAGGCUCAGAAGCAAGCAAGUCAAAUGGAGGAGUUGCAGGAGUAGGUCGCUCGCUUGUGCACAGCACCAGUGAUAGUCACAUUGAACCCCAGCGGCCCAGCUACCCUGAGCCAUUGUCUGCUCCUGCCACCAUGGCCCCCUCCACUGGAUAUAAUCCUUUCUUUAUGAACGAUCAGAGCCGCUCUGCUAGCACUCCCACCCCUCCACCCACCAUGCAGGGCAUGUCUCCCACGUACUCCCCCGUUCCCCGCUACACUAUGAAUCCUAUAACUGUCACCCUUUCACAAAGUAUACCGAAUGUUCCACAGGCUCUGCAGAUCCCUCCCGGUCACUACCCUAACAACACGAACACGACCUUGUACAUUCGACCCUCGCCCUCCCAAAGUCCGCAGCCAGCCCCGUGGCCCUCCUCGGGGGCGCCUGUCUAUCAGCAUCAGCAGUCCCCCUACAGCACUCCCACAUAUGGCUCGCCGUAUAGCUCCCCCCAGCAUCAGGUCCAGCAGCAACCCCAGCCCCAACCUCAACCGCAGCCACCGUCCCAGCACCAGCAAUAUGUCUUCCUCCCUAUUAGCUCCCCAACUCUUCCGAGCAUGCCGUACCAUCACCAGCAACAACCUCAGCAACAACCUGCUGUGUACCGGCCCUAUCACACAAAAAGUUCCCUUAAGAACCAGAUAGAGAUCACCCUGGAGGGUCAACGGCCACGCAGUAACUCACCUGUGCACACCCCGCACCCCCAAGGAGCGCUUUACAUGGCCACCAGCCCUUCGCCCAGCUCCCCCUCGAGGGGGGUCACAAUGACUGGACCUCCCGGCCCGGCUGCAUUCCACCCCGGGAUGUACUUGCAGCACCAGGGCCCUGCGAGGCCUCGGCCCGCCUCCUCCCCUCAGCCGGGGCAGUCGGCCUAUACCUUCAAGCUCAAAAUGUCCCCAGGAGGCCAGGCUCAGAGGCCACCAAGCUCGCCUCCGGUGGCUGAAGCCGAGUCUCUUCUCAACAUCGUGGACCAGGGGGAACACAAUGCUGCGCCUCCACCCAUCCUGCCCAUCUCUGCUCUGCCAGGGAGUUUUGCCAAUCAGUUCCAGCAGAUGCCCCGACGUUCAAGCUCCGGCUCUGAUGACUAUGCCUACACUCAAGCUCUUCUGCUCCAUCAGCGUGCAAGGAUGGAGCGCCUAAAGAAGGAGCUUCUGCUGGAAAAGCAGAAGCUAGAACAACUGAAGGCUGACGUCAACAACAUGGAGUAUGAUGCUCUUCAGAGACGCUUUCGAAGAGUCAACGCCACCAGUCUUAUCCCAAGACCAGAAGAGAUGACACGACUGCGAAGUAUGAACAGGCAGCUUCAGAUUGAUAUUGACUGUACCCUGAAGGAAACUGAUGUACUGCAGUCAAGAGAAAAGUUUGACCCCAAAGCAAUGAACAACUUUUAUGACAAUAUUCAGCCUGGUCCAGUAGUGCCACCAAAAUCUGGGAAGAAAGAUGGAGAGCAGAGCUCGAAGCCGGUGCCCAGGCCUCAGAGGGACGAGGACUUUGAAGGGGCUCAAUGGAACUGUGAAAGCUGCACCUUCCUCAACCACCCUGCACUCAACCGCUGUGAACAGUGCGAGAUGCCACGCUACACCUGAGCUUAGCACUGUAUGACACACCCCACGCCUCCCAACCUUUUCACAUUUCUUGGAUGCUAUCGCCCCUCCGCUCCAGAAUCUGCCUAGAGGUCUUUCCCUGUCAGUCACUAUAUAAGCCCCUCCUACCUGCUGAGGAAGAGCCAGUAUCCUCCUGUGCCCACUAUUCCCGCGCCCAUCCAGAAGUCCUUUGCACUUUGACCUUUUGCUCCUUAGAAGGAUGAUGAAUCAUUUUCGGGACAGUUUGAGACUUCUCUCAUGGCAAACAUAUGAAGGAGGGAGUGAUGCAGCGCAGCUUCGGCUGUGGCAGGACCAGGUUUGGAGAGGUCAAAUUGAUUUGAGAAAGAGGAGCAGCUAUGGUUUACCUAGCGAACAUUCCACGCAGAAUGAAUGACUGCAGUGUUUACACAACUGUGCCCAUUCCUGAACUCAAAAUGGAGGCACCUCCACUUAAAUCCAGGACAUCUGACACUUUCUCAGACAGUGACUCGAUAAAAGCAAUGGUAUAAAAGUUCUGACUAAUGCGAAAUGUAGACUGUACACUGUAUCUGGCUCUGUUGUGGAGCUUGUUUCACUGAAAGAACACUAAAGACACUUGCAUAUAAGUAUAUUCCUGGUACUUUUAUGCAUAUUAAGCAACUCUGUAUUAUGUGUUCAAGAGAUGUUGAUUUCCUGUGCAAAUGCCUCAACUUGCUGUACUUAAUAAAGGAGCUGAUUCUAUGU